CACAUUCCAAAGCGGCUCCCCCUGAUCUUGUAAAGUGGUUGCGUCCAGCGUCUUCCUUAUAUGUGACGCUUCCUCCGCAGUUGGGGUCCUGUAGUAACAACAUUGCUACCUUCUUCUAAAGUUGUCCUGAAGAUGUAGUAAGAUAAAGGCCUGAGUAAAGGAUAAGGACAUUCAGGCCAUUACAGUGAUUUAUGGUUCCCAUCUCGGAGAGCUGAAAUGGCAUACUCACAGAUCCGCCUGAAAAUUCUCCCCAGUGUUCGCUGCCUUUUUGACAAACUGGUGCAGGUAAAAGUCGAGGGACUUGCUCCGCACAAACCGGUGGAACUGAGGUCUAGGCUGGUUGAUGACAGGGGGGUGGCUUUCAAGGCCUCUGCCCUGUACAAAGCAGAUGAAACUGGCCAGGUGGAUGUCAGCCGUGCACCCUCCCUGGGAGGAAGCUACACCGGAGUGGAGCCCAUGGGUUUGUUUUGGUCCAUGGCACCGGAGACUCCCCACAGUAAAUACGUGAAGAAGAAUGUGCUCAGCCCAACAGUGGUGGAGUUAGAAGCACUGAGCAGAGACACUGGUGAGAUCUUAGCCUCCGAAACCAACGAGAGAGGAUUCAUGACAGAGGGGAUGAAGAGAAUACCUGUGCAAGAAGGAAGAAUCCGAGGAGUCCUGUUCAUACCACCAGGAAAGGGUCCGUUCCCAGGGAUCGUGGAUCUGUACACAUUUGGUGGAGCUCUUUCUGAACCCAAAGCCAGCCUCCUGGCAAAUAAAGGGUUUGUUGUUCUGGCACUGGCCUAUUAUGGUUACAAGGAUUUACCAAAAAACCCUAAACAUUUUGAUUUGGAGUACUUUGAAGAGGCUGUAACAUAUCUGAGAGGACAACCAGAGGUUAAAGGUCCUGGGAUUGGCAUCACAUCGAUCUCUCACAGUUGUGGGAUGGCUUUGGCAAUGUCAUCUUUCUUCUCUGGCAUCGCCGCGACCGUCUGUGUCAAUGCCUGCAUUGGAAACACUGUGCUUCCCGUACACUACAAAGACAUUGUUAUACCUCCACUAACCCCUAUCAUCAAGAAUAUUAAAAUGACAGAUUCUGGGCUUGUAGAUAUACGCGAUGCCUUACCAGACCCCUGCUGGGAAAAGCACAAGGAGUCGUUGCUUCCAAUCGAACGUGCUAGCUGCCACUUCCUGUUCGCCGUGUCUGAAGAUGACCACAACUGGAACAGUGCGCUUUUUGCCAAGCGGGCUGCUGAAAGGCUGAGAGACCACGGCAAAGAGACCUUGCAGGUGCUAACGUACCCGAAAGCCGGCCACUUUUUGGAGGUCCCUCACAUGCCUUAUUGUCCGUCUGGGUUCCAUGCAGCUGUGGGGCAGAACGUGGUGUUUGGUGGGGAGCCAAAAGCCCACUCUGACGCUCAGCUGGACCUGUGGGGGAGAGUCCAGGAGUUCUUCAAGAGCCACUUGAUUUAACAAGAGCCCUUGAUGGCAGGCAAUGCUGCUUCAAGUGCACCAGGCAUCCCAGAAUGGCCAUCCUUAGCUAUUCUUAUCCUUGUCUCCAGUUUCUAAUAAAUUAGAUUGUCAAAGGAUCUUGAAUCAGACUGUGUCAGCAUUUUCCUGUUGAAGCUUUGGUUUAGUGAGUUCUACAAUCCUUGUCAAAGCAGAAAAAAACACAGAUGGAGCUAAUUAUGUAUUCCACUGAGGCCCAGUCCACACAUGCACUCAGGUAUUUGUGUAUACAUACAAUGCAGGUUGUCUGCUCUGUGGUUGGUUGCUUUGUUGCAGAAAAUAAUGAUUUUUUUUACUCGUACUGACACUUCAAACACAACCUAUACGGCCGCCCGUUCAUCAGACACGUUGAUUGCAUUUGUAGGACAUAGGAUUGUUUCACCUGACUCUGUAUACAUUUGCCUUAUUUUGAUUGAAACUGAUACCAAUAAAGAAUUGUUAUUAAUAAAAAGAA
Messenger RNA from Acanthopagrus latus (yellowfin seabream), 1942 nucleotides. RefSeq names its product acyl-CoA thioesterase 20 (gene acot20). Lineage: Eukaryota; Metazoa; Chordata; Actinopteri; Spariformes; Sparidae. Gene Ontology annotation, molecular function: fatty acyl-CoA hydrolase activity. The record is from RefSeq and is a predicted model, not a curated record. The coding region runs from base 217 to 1452 and encodes 411 amino acids. The transcript is spliced from 4 exons. Gene Ontology annotation, biological process: acyl-CoA metabolic process; fatty acid metabolic process.